AUGGCUGGAAAACGAGGCAAAAAGACGGCCAACAGCAGCAGUCCUCAACCAGCCAGCACAUCCCAAUCCACCGCUAUUCUCGUGCAAUCAACCUCAGGAGCAGCCUCGAACCCAAUCCUCGGAUACAAACUCCGUGUUCUCAUUCACGAUCUUCUUCACGUCACAAAGGAUCCGGCCGCUGCACACCGUCUCAACAGCACCACGGACGAGUACUACAUCAGCGCACCCUACUUUACUCCUGAAGAGGCAGCCACGAUGCAAAACGUGACGCUGGACAGUCUACCCAAUCUCGACCACGUUCCUGGCCGCGGCGAUCAGGAUCUUUCUGCGGCCGACUUGGUCUCCAAACCAGUUCACGAAGCACUGGGUAUACUUUUGUCGGGGUUCCUCGACAAGCGUCGCGCAAGCGGCGAUGCGCGCCCUUGCGGGCCACACCAUCUCGCGCCUUUAUAUGCAGCUUUGUUCAGUGUUGAGUUGUCGGAGCUACAAGAUGCAAAGUUUUUGGGUCGCCUGAGAAGGAACGGGCUAUGA
Molecule: messenger RNA, 531 nt
Organism: Akanthomyces muscarius
Lineage: Eukaryota; Fungi; Ascomycota; Sordariomycetes; Hypocreales; Cordycipitaceae
Exons: 1
Coding region: 1-531 (176 amino acids)
Source: RefSeq, a predicted model, not a curated record